AAUAGCCACAUCCAAAAACCCUUCCUUCUCGUUGCGAACUACGCUGCCGCUAUCAUCGAUAAGCGCCGGGAGUGUCCGGGGAAGGAAUUCCGAUCAUCGGAUGCUUGCUGUCUGUUGAUUCAUCGCCUGAUCGAUAUUUGAGGUCGUUCCUAGGUGUUUUACGGAACUCGAGGGAAAGAUGGGGGACUAUGGCGACGCCAUGAUGCGAAACCAGAAUGCCGCCGUCCAGGCUCGCACUAAGGCGCAGAAUCGUGCUAAUGUCAUGCAGCUGAAAUUGAUUGGUCAGAGUCAUCCAACUGGUUUGACUGCAAAUCUACUCAAAUUAUUUGAGCCCCGCCCGCCUCUGGAGUAUAAACCCCCUCCUGAAAAGAGGAAAUGCCCACCAUAUUCAGGAAUGGCGCAAUUUGUUAGCAAAUUUGCUGAGCCGGGUGAUCCUGAUUAUGCCCCUCCAGUCCAAAAGGGAGAGACACCAGCUGAAAGGAGAGCUAGGAUCCACCAAAUAAGGUUGGAGGAGGGGGCCAGAAAGGCGGCCGAGGAGCUUGAGAAAUAUGAUCCAAAUAAUGAUCCUAAUAUUUCUGGAGAUCCAUACAAAACUUUGUUUGUGGCUAGGCUCAAUUUCGAGACAUCUGAGAGCAGAAUCAAAAGGGAGUUUGAAGCUUAUGGUCCAAUCAAGAGGGUUCGCUUGGUUACAGACAAAACAUCAAAUAAGCCUAGAGGAUAUGCCUUUAUUGAAUAUGUGCAUACAAGAGACAUGAAAGCUGCAUAUAAACAAGCAGAUGGGAAAAAGAUUGAUGGUCGUAGGGUGCUUGUGGAUGUUGAACGUGGUAGAACUGUUCCAAACUGGCGUCCUCGUAGACUUGGUGGUGGACUUGGAACAACUCGUGUUGGUGGUGAAGAAGCUAAGGUUCUGGGGAGAGAUCAAGUGCAACCUGGAGGAGCAUCACGGUCAGAGGAACCAAGGGUUGAAAGAGACAGGGACAGGGAGAAAUCACGGGAACGGGGAAGGGAUAGGGACAGAGAGCGGGAAAAAUCUCGUGAGCUUUCAUAUGAUAGAUCAAAGGAUCGCGAUCAUAGAGAGGAUAGACAACACAGGGAUAGGGACAGGACUAGAGAGAGGGACCGUGAAAGAGACCGUGGUAGGGAUCGUGACAGAGACCGUGAAAGGGAUAGACCACGUGACCGUGAGCGCGGUCGAGAUCGAGGCCGCGACCAUGAGCGUGAUCGCGAACGCGACAGGGACAGAGAGCGUGGCGAUCGUCACCGUGACCGCGACAGGGAGAGAGACAAGGAUUACGACGUUGGUGACGAACGUGAUCGAGGGCGUUCGCGCGAUCGAGACUACGAUUAUGACCGUGGCGACGAGCGAGGUGAGAGAGAAAGGAAUUAUGGUGAAACAGAGGAUGCCCGCGGGUGGUUCGACCAUCCCGAGCAUCCGCACGGACGGCAAGAAACUGAGCACGACCGCAGCCACUAUGACUACUAUGGAAACCAGGGCAGGGGUCAGUACGACAAUCCAGAUGGCCAGGGCGACUAUGACAACGAUCGCUACGAUCGAAUGGAUGAGGAUGCUUAUGGUUAUGAUCGAGCUGCCGCCCCUGACCAACGCGAUAGGGAUUACCGUCGUUCAGACAGGUCUCUCUCCCGCGAGUAUGAAUAUUGAUUCUUUUCUGUCUGGAAAUGGAUCGGUCUACUUGCCGUCUAUCCUUCCCGUGGCGUUACUGCUAAUAUUGAUCAGGCAAGCUUGUCGUUACUGCUUUUCCAUGGAUAAGAUAUUCGCGCUUUUGGUAAAAAUUGACUAUGAACUCCUAUGUCUGUGUGGUAUGUUUGGUAUGCUUUUAACUUGGAGGCGCCUGUUUUCGUAUCUUACAUUUGUUAUUUGUGCUGGAUUUCUUAUAAAAACUAUAUGUAUCUUUGUUUUUGUGCA
Molecule: messenger RNA, 1924 nt
Organism: Andrographis paniculata
Lineage: Eukaryota; Viridiplantae; Streptophyta; Magnoliopsida; Lamiales; Acanthaceae
Product: U1 small nuclear ribonucleoprotein 70 kDa
Exons: 10
Coding region: 179-1660 (493 amino acids)
Biological process (GO): mRNA splicing, via spliceosome
Cellular component (GO): U1 snRNP; U2-type prespliceosome; precatalytic spliceosome
Molecular function (GO): mRNA binding; U1 snRNA binding
Source: RefSeq, a predicted model, not a curated record